AUUUACAGCAGCGUCGGACCAUCAGCUCAGUCCCAUCAUUCGAUGCAGUUUUGAGUAAUCAUUACACCUACAUGAAAUUAUUGCACUCCAAGCUAUGCACGUGCCUAAAACAAUGACCUGUUGUUAUUUUGGCACUGUUCUCUGCGCUGAACGACUGAAAACUCCUUAUUUAUCGGGAGCAUCAUCUCAGGGAACGGACUCUCUGGCGGAGCGCAGGACGGGAUGGCAUCGCAACAGUGCGUUUAGGAAACGGGAAUGGGAAGUUUAAACGUUCGUGGACUGCGGAUACUGGCUAAAAAACACGCGAGGGAUGGCUUUAAAGGAAGUUUAAAAAGGAAUAAUCUGCAAUAAUUCAAUAAUCGGCUCUGAAUGAGGCACAAACUCUGUUUGUGGCGGACUGUUAAUUCUUCACAUUAAGCUGUGCUGGUUCUUCGGGCACAAUGAAAUCCAUCUUCUACACUCGCUUUUUCAUCCUUCUUCCGUGGAUCUUGAUAGUGAUCAUCGUGAUUGACAUCGAUACGAAGAGGCUGUCUGUUCGGAACACGGCCAGCUUUUAUUUGUCUCGGCUGGGAAAUGUGCAGCAGCAGCGGCAGGUCGUCAGGACGACUCGGAGCAGCAGCAGCAGCACCACCACCAGCAGCAGCAGCGGGAGUAACGCCACAUCUCUGCCGGUCAUUUAUGCCAUCACUCCUACUUACAGCCGAGCGGUGCAGAAAGCAGAGCUCACCCGCUUGGCAAAUACGUUCCGCCAGGUUCCGCGGUUCCACUGGAUCGUGGUGGAGGACUCGAACUCCCACACGGAGCUGGUUUCUCGGUUUCUCGCCCGCUCUGGGCUGCGAUACACUCACCUGAACGUGUUCACUCCGCGCAGGUUCAAGCGGACAGGGAUGCCCCGAGCGACCGAGCAGAGGAACUUAGCGCUCGGCUGGCUGAGAGGACAUCGCUCGGUCAAAGAUAAAGGAGUCGUUUUCUUCGCAGAUGAUGAUAACACGUACAGCCUUGCGUUAUUUGAAGAGAUGCGGUCAACCAGGAGAGUGUCAGUGUGGCCGGUGGGACUCGUUGGAGGCCGGAGGUACGAGCGGCCCUUAGUGGAAGAGGGGAAAGUGGUCGGCUGGUACACAGGCUGGAAGGCCGAUAGGCCAUUUGCAAUUGACAUGGCUGGUUUUGCAGUGAACCUGCAGGUGAUCCUGUCAAACCCACGUGCCCUGUUCAAGAGAAGAGGAGCCAAACCAGGGAUGCAAGAGUCUGAUUUUCUCAAACAGAUCACCAAGGUGGAGGACUUGGAGCCAAAGGCCAAGAACUGUACACAGGUCCUGGUCUGGCAUACCCGCACUGAGAAGGUCAACCUGGGUAACGAACCAAAGCGGCAACAGGACUCGGUCUAUAUAGAGGUCUAGCGAUUGACACUGGACUAAGACUGUCAUAUAUCACUGGAUGAAGGCCCGCCAUCAUCGGCACUUUCCAAAUCGAUGGCCACCUUUGAACUUAAGGAUACCUGCUCUGGCGGAAAAGACAUGCCAAGCUGUCUCUGUAUUCUCUACUGACAUGCACUGUAUCUGCUGAAUCUUCUCACUGUGGCGUCACACUGGAUUACCUGAAUUGUGGUAGAGGAGAAACCAUGGAUAAGGGGUUUUCAAAUGGCAACUGGACAUGAAAAAACUUGAUCUUAUUCCCAUCUUGCAGACUCUGGACACUCGGGAGAAUCAGAUCAAUGUCUGUGAAUGGGGAGGAAAAGGACCAGCCGCUAGAAUAACGUACAGAGAGGUUGAGUGGUGCUGAAGGGAAUCGAACUGUCCACGAAAACAAAAGGAACAGUGGAUGAAAAACCCUGGAAAUUCCGUCUAAAGCGUGAGACACUAUUACAAGGACAGAACUUUUGGAUUACAACUGUCUUUAUUCCAAGCGACCCUCUUUAAAAGCAAAAAAAAAAAAAAAAAAAGGAAAAAAUAACUUUACAAUAAAUGCAUCUUUAGACAAAAUGAUCACACAAUAGUCACAAUAGUUUCAUGGUUUAAUGCACGGAAAUAACAAUAUUCUGUCUCUGUACUAGGCACCAGAAAAUGUAAACACAUUAUAGAAAUAAACCUGGAUGACACGGUGGGGAUGUUUAUAUUAUUGCACAGCAGAGAGACCCUGUCUGAGAGGAUAGAAGCUCUGCUACAGCAGCGAGACUGACGUGUUCGACUGCACACUUUUGAUCGGUCCCUACUUUUCAAAACUAGCUGGCUAAAACUUUUUAUUGACCCCCAAUGCCCCCUUUUUCCGUUAGCCGUCACAGCUGUA
Sinocyclocheilus rhinocerous is the source of this 2283-nucleotide messenger RNA. Its product is annotated as galactosylgalactosylxylosylprotein 3-beta-glucuronosyltransferase 2-like. The record is from RefSeq and is a predicted model, not a curated record. Gene Ontology annotation, cellular component: Golgi membrane. NCBI's taxonomy places the organism in Eukaryota, Metazoa, Chordata, Actinopteri, Cypriniformes, Cyprinidae. Bases 441 to 1397 code for a protein of 318 amino acids. The transcript has 4 exons. Gene Ontology annotation, biological process: chondroitin sulfate proteoglycan biosynthetic process; carbohydrate metabolic process. Gene Ontology annotation, molecular function: galactosylgalactosylxylosylprotein 3-beta-glucuronosyltransferase activity.